This is a messenger RNA of Serpula lacrymans var. lacrymans S7.9, 2058 nucleotides long. Its product is annotated as general amino acid permease variant 1. Lineage: Eukaryota; Fungi; Basidiomycota; Agaricomycetes; Boletales; Serpulaceae. Gene Ontology annotation, cellular component: membrane. Bases 421 to 2058 code for a protein of 545 amino acids. The transcript is spliced from 28 exons. Gene Ontology annotation, molecular function: amino acid transmembrane transporter activity. The record is from RefSeq and is a predicted model, not a curated record. Gene Ontology annotation, biological process: amino acid transmembrane transport.
AUCCUUUUUGUGAGUAAGGUUCAAGGUAAAGUUCGAUAUUAUUGUUUCUUAUCCAUAUCAAACGGUGGCCAUCGGCUCUCCUCAUGCUCUGAGAUGCUUCAUUGCCAUCGUAAAGGCUUGUGGAAACGGAGGAGGCAUGGUCUUCUCAGCCAAAAAAUAGCAUCGAUUUUUAUACUCAUGGGAGACAGCGAGACUCUCAUCAUGGGGCCUGAUAUUCGAAGGUUGACUGAAUGACAUCAAAAUGGCUCCGCGUGAAUUAGUAGAAGGUGUGUCCCGUAUACGAAUCAGUUGCCUCUUUUCCAGACGGCCUGGACACCUGCAGGAUAACGGUGUCUCGUAGUUCUGUUGACAUCGUUGGCCCCACUGUACAACUAGUUGUAUCAUCAUUUCAUACGCCGUCUUGUCCCUCAAAUCUUGGAAAUGUCUUCACGCUCGGGUUCGUAUAUGGAAAAGGAUCGCGCAGCUCAGAUCAAUGGAGGUGACCCAGCAAUUGUGGUGAACGGCCCUUUCCAUCAAUCGGAUAUCGAUAGAAUGCAGAGAAAACUGGGCAGAGGUCAUAUUCAAAUGUCUAUUGCAGGCACCAUUGGAACAGGACUGUUCCUUGGCCUUGGAGAAAUUCUGGCUGCUACUGGGCCAUUAGGGAUGAUUCUGAUAUAUAUUCUGGUUUCUUCCGUUGUUUAUGCUACCUUAGCGUCCUUGGCAGAAAUGACCGCUUUCGCACCCAUAUCUGGGACAUUCCCUCAUUACGCUGCGCGCUGGGUUCAUCCUGCCUUGGGUUUCGCUAUAGGAUGGAAUUAUUUUUACAAUGCUGCCAUAACGGUGCCUGCCGAAAUUACAGCUUGUGCUGUCUUGAUUGGUUUUUGGGAUAGCAAUCUGAAUCAUACAGCAAUCUACAUAGCCGUAAUAUGCAUUCUACUAUUCGCGAUCAACCUGUUCGGUGUUCGAGUGUUUGGCCAUUCCGAGGUUUUCUUUGCAACCUUGAAACUCAUGCUCUUGGUUGGCUUGAUCAUCGGAGGUAUAGUGGUAACCUCGGGGGGUGGGCCCGAUCAUCAAAGACAUGGGUUUCAGUACUGGCGCAAUCCAGGGCCUAUGGUAUCAUACCUUGAUGCAGGCAAUCGUGGACGAUUCGUUGGUCUUCUAGUAGCAGUUGUGCCAGCAGCAUUUUCAAUGGGAGGUGUAGAACUUAUCGCUAUUUCAGCCGCAGAAACUCGCAAUCCUCGUCGCAACAUCAUCAUGGCAAUGCGCACCAUUCUUUUCCGAAUAAUCUUCUUUUAUAUCUUAUUGGUGUUUAUACUAGGCUUACUGGUUCCCUCAAACGACCCAGCGUUGUUCCACCAAUGCUCCAGGAAAGCCAGUACCACGGGUCAGUCCCCAUUUGUCUUGGCCUUUAACCGCGCCGGGAUCCAAACUCUACCAUCUGUUAUCAAUGCAGUGGUGCUAUCCAGUGCCUUUUCAUCAGGAAACAGCUUGCUAUACGCGGCUUCAAGGAUUUUAUACGGCCUGGCAGUUCGAAGGCAAGCGCCUAGGAUAUUUGCGAAGUGUACAGCCUCUGGCACUCCAUGGGUGGCGAUUUUAGCUGCUGGAGCAUUCGCCCUCUUAUCCUUCCUGAAUGUUCAAUCGGCAGCUGGGGAAGUUUUCAACUGGUUUGUCAACCUGUCUACUGUAGGCGGCCUUUUAGGAUGGGGCACCAUGAACUUGACGUACCUUCGUUAUUAUCAUGGUCUUCGCGUGCAAGGGAUCAAUCCGGAGGGAAUAUAUAGGUCACCCCUACAACCCUUCGCGGCGAUGUGGGGUCUCUUUUGGGUUGUGUUCUUCAUUCUCAUUAGCGGCAUUUCGGUGUUCUGGUCAUUUAACGCUUCAGAUUUCGUCGCCGCUUAUAUUAAUUUACCUAUUUUCGCUGGCUUGUUCCUCGGGUUUAAGAUAUUCAAGAAGACAAAGAUGCACCCCUUAAAAGACUUGGACUUCGUCACUGGCAUUCCGACUUUGGAGGAGACAGAGAAAGACGGGGCGCUCGUGAAGGAUAUAAGCAUUGCGGGGAAGAUCAAGGAACUGAUCUAA